AUUCUGUCAUUGUUUUUGGUUUCACACUUCCUACCCAACAUAAACAGGUUCAUCAGUGUUGUUUUCCAUAGUUGACUGUAUUUUUAAUUAGGAAUUAACGUGGAAGGCACUUGAAGGAAAGCACAAUGCCGUAUUUUGGCUCUGAGGAAACAGUAAAGGAACUUAAGAGAGCUCUGUCCAAUCCCAAUGUACAAGCAGAUCGUCUCCGGUACAAGAGCUACAUCACUAGAGUCAUCAGGUAUAUGACACAGGGUUUGGAUGUCUCACCUUUAUUUAUGGACAUGGUUAAAGCCAGUGCCACAGUUGAUAUUGUUCAGAAGAAGCUGGUGUAUUUGUACAUGUGCACAUAUGCCAGCGACAAGCCUGACCUUGCGCUACUGGCCAUCAACACUCUACGCAAGGAUUGUGCUGAUCCUAAUCCCAUGGUGCGAGGAUUGGCCCUGAGGAACAUGUGCAACUUCAGAAUGCCGGGUAUAACAGAGUACAUUGACCAGCCCAUUGUUGCUGGUCUGCGUGAUAAGGCCAGUUACGUAAGAAGGGUGGCUGUGCUUGGCUGUGCUAAACUGCACAGUCUUCAACCCGACAUUGGGAUAGCUGCCAGUAUAGUGAAUGAGCUGUACGCUCUUCUAAGAGACCCAGACCCUGUAGUUGUGGUGAACUGUCUACGUGCCCUGGAGGAAAUCCUAAAAGAUGAGGGUGGGGUGGUUAUUAACAAACCCAUUGCUCAUCACCUUCUAAACAGAAUGAAGGACCUGGAUAGCUGGGCGCAGAGUGAAGUUCUCACCUUCCUGCUACGCUACCGUCCCCGCAGCGAUGACGAGUUGUUUGACAUCCUUAGCUUACUGGAUGGUUUUCUCCAUAGCGCCCAUGCGCACGUCGCUGUUGCCACACUCCGCCUCUUCCUUCAUUUAGCUGCCGCUCACCCUGCAGUCCAGGCUGACGCCCUCCUGAACACAAGCGCCCCCCUGCUGGCCACGUGCGGUUCUACGUCACGCGAACUUCGGUUUGCGGGUCUCUGUCACGUACAGCAGGUCAUGCGAAGUCAGCCCGGCCUUUUUGGCCUGCAUUACAAGCGCUUCUUUUGCGGUUACUCGGAGCCGAGUUAUAUUAAGUUUCGCAAGAUGGAGAUCUUGGUGGAGCUGGUGAACGAUGAAAAUGUGGCUUUGGUUUUAGAGGAGCUGAGAAGUUACUGCACUGAUGUGUCUCCUGAACUGGCCCAGGCAGCCAUUGCUGCUAUAGGUCGUAUUGCGCGAACAUACAGUGAGAAAUGUCUGAAUAUCCUAACCGGCCUCCUUGCAUUGAAACAAGAGCAUAUCACGUCAGCUGUGAUACAAACGUUCAGGGAUUUGGCGUGGUUCUGUCCUCAGAGUACAACCGCUGUGUGUCAGACGGUUGAGGCCUGUCUUCACUGUCCUCUAGAUAGUGAGGGGAAACAGGCUUUAUUAUGGCUGUUAGGAGAACAUGCUGAACAGAUCAGUAGUGCCCCCUAUGUGCUGGAGGGCUACAUAGACGGGCUGAAGACAGAACUCUCAUCAACAGUGAAAAUGGAGCUACUGACAGCGGCACUGAAGAUGUUCCUCUGUCGUCCCGCUGAGACACAGGAAAUGCUGGGGCGACUUUUACAUCAUUGUGUUGAGGAAGAGAGUGACGUGUGCGUGCGUGACCGGGCUUUGCUGUACUACAGGCUUCUUCAGCGUGGAGCUGAACAGACAAGGAAAGUUGUGACAGGACCCAAAUCCGAUCCAUCCAUGAGUGUUCUCGCUGGACAUCAGCAGGAGGCAGUUAGUCAGUGGGUCUCAAACUUCAACACUCUUGGCCCCCUGUCUGCACAAGAUUUAUGCCUUCAAACUUCCCUUAUAUCAGCCUCUGAACGCCCAUCAGGCGCUGCAGAAGAGGAGCUGUUGCCAGCAGGUAAAGAUGUGGCCCCCUCAAGUCCAAAUGUUGACCAAGAGGAAUUGAGUCUAUAUCUGGGUCCUCCUCUAUCCCAUGAGACUUUUGAGAGAAUGUGGCUAGACUUGGAGGUUCUCCAUAGACAAACUUUGGGUUACUGUCGACCCAGAACAAUGCCUGAUUUACAGGCUGCUUUACAGCUGGUGAAGAUCCAGACUUUGGCUUUUACACCGGGGGAAACUCUGCCUUGGAAGGCCUACCUUUACACAAGGGGGACUGGGACCCUGAUCCUCGCUGAACUGUUGCAGGAGGACUCAAAGACCCCGGAGAGUGAAGGAAAAUUAGUGGUCUCUGUCAAACAGCAGCCCCCGAACCAACAUGCUAUAAGAGGAUUUGUUUCGAUCCUUUGUAACGUGUUGCUGCCUCUUACUGUUGACAGCCCAUAAAUUGCCCAUAAAUAUUUAUCACUAAAGUAAUUUAAAAUUUAACAACUAAAACACCUGCUUUUUUCUUAACUGAUCAAAUUGAAUAUUUAGCCAAGCCAUCCUGGAAAAUGUUAUAAUAAAACAUGUUUGUAAAAAAACAUGUAAAAUAUAUGGAAUGUGUCACAUCGUAUUAGCAUGAUAUCAGAUUCACCAAUAAUAUUUUGCCCACACAUACAGGGUGGUUGAAUCAAAAAGUUUUGUUUACUCUAGAAGUUUGAGGAAAAUUGAAUUGACAAUUCAUGUAGCUUUUUGUCAUAGAGCUUGCAAAACUGUACCAAGUCUAAUCUUAAUUUGCAGAUAAGCAGUCGCAACGCUUGACUAUAAAUUUAUGAUGAUUAACGGCCUAUCAAAGACUGCAGGCAGGGGUAACUUAAGUCUCCCAGUAAAUAAUCAGUCAUGUGUUUUAUACUCAUUUACUGUAGAAUUUGCACAUUGUCAUUUAAAGAAUAUAUGUAAAAUUUCUGGCUCAAUAAUGAUCAUGUGUUUGCACACGUAUAUUAUGUAAAUUGAGAUUCAUCUCAUAUUAUCUAGCAGUGGCGGCCGGUGACUUCUUUUUUCGAGGGCGCACGAGGCGAAGUUUGUCACAACAUGUAUGUAGCCCUUUAUGUGUGUAGUAAUAUGUGUUCGGCGCGUCCGGUGAACCUAUGUGCAUCACUUGUUUGUCAAAAUAAGUGCCUGCUGCAGACGCAGGGGUUUAUGAUAAAAAAAGACGCUUGCGUUUGCCAGAUACUCGUAUAAUCUCAUGCGUAAUCAAAGUUUACUGUUAAGUGAGUGUCUUGCGUGUAUUUUGUGAAAAUGAGCGUAUCAUUUAUCAUAAACAGUUUUGAUGCGUGUGCAGAAGGCACUUCUUUUGACAAAACACGUGAUGCACAUGGUUCACAUAACGCAACAAACACAUAUUUUGAAAACACGAGCAACACACAUGACACUCCAAACACAUACUUUGAAUUUGCCCCCUCAGAAGAGCAGUCAUGAGCCGCCACUGUUAUCUAGUAGCCUAAUGGUGCAUUCCCACCAGCCGUUGUAGAGGCGGCAAAAAUGCGCUAUUCGCGCGUAGUUGGACGCUUGAACAUUUGAGUUCACUCGCUUCAUUCCCGUGUGAAAGCUGCACGUGAAAUUCUAGUAAUUCGAGACAUUCACGCGAAAAUUCGCAUCAAGGGAGGGGCUUCUGCGACUCCGCUGAGACUCUGCUCGCUUCCUGUAAUCAGGUCACUAUUACAGCAAGGUCCUGAUUGGUUAAUGCGGUGCGGAAAUCCGCCGAAGUUCCGUUUUUUUAACUGCAUUCCGCAUGUACCGCACCGCAGGAUGCCUAAUCGCAUCUUUGCAUUGACUUAACAUUUGCUGCGUGUACACCAGCCGCAGUAGAAGCAGCAAAAACGCGCUAUUCACGCGUAGUUGUACGCUUGAAGAUUUGAGUUCUCUCGCUUCAUUCGAGACAUUCACGUGGAAAUUGGCGUCAUGGGAGGGGCUUCUGCAACUCCGCUCGCUUUCUGUAAUCACAUCACUACUACAGCAAGGUCCUGAUUGGUUAACGCAGCGCGGAAAUCCGCCGAAGUUCAGAUUUUUCAACUUGCGGGUUUCCCGCGGCAAUGCUCAAUUUGCGCGGAACGCGCCUUCCGUUCGUUCUGUGCCAUUUGCGCUACACUUACCGCAUGUACCGCUGCAGGAUGCCUAAUUGCGUCUUUGCAUUGACUUAACAUGUAAAUCAGCCGCUUGCCUGCUGUGCCGCGGCUGGUGUAAACGCAGCAUAAACGCAGCAUUACUGAGUUUAUAGAUGAAUUGACACAAUUGAUAUGGAAAUUUACUGUAUUGUAACAUUAACUAACUAAUGCAAUUGUAACGUGUGUUUCAUUUAUACAUCCACUUAUAUGUGGAUGUGUAAGGAAUAGUUGACGA
Messenger RNA from Paramisgurnus dabryanus, 4271 nucleotides. The record is from RefSeq and is a predicted model, not a curated record. Lineage: Eukaryota; Metazoa; Chordata; Actinopteri; Cypriniformes; Cobitidae.